Rhizophagus irregularis DAOM 181602=DAOM 197198 is the source of this 1382-nucleotide messenger RNA. NCBI's taxonomy places the organism in Eukaryota, Fungi, Glomeromycota, Glomeromycetes, Glomerales, Glomeraceae. The record is from RefSeq and is a predicted model, not a curated record.
UAAUUUUAUCGAAAAUCUCGCAAGGCAAUGCGAAUUACAAGGGAUGCAAAUAGCAAGAGUAACAAAAAAUAUGCCGGCUAUUUAUUAUCAACAAUUUAGGGGACCUGAUAGUGUAAAGCAAGCUUAUAAAGAUGCAGAAAAAAGACUUAACAAACCGCCGCAAAUGAUACUCUUCAUUAUUCCUGGCGAAAAGUCACCAAUGAAUACUGAUAUUUACGAAACAAUCAAGCGCGUUAUGGACACUGAAAUAGGAUGUCUUUCGCAAUGUAUAAGCGUAGAUUCUAAGAGAAACUUCCGCAACCCGCAAUAUUGUGCCAAUCUUGCUUUGAAAAUAAACCUUAAACUCGGCGGUGUAAACUCUAGCCUACCCGAAGAAAAGCUCAGUCUUCCUGAUGGAGGUAAAGUGCUCUUUCUUGGUGCUGAUGUAACCCACCCCAAAGACAAAUAUGGUAGUUCCAUCUGUGCUGUUGUUGGUUCACUUGACGAUCAAGCCGCACGUUAUGUUACAAAAUAUCAGGAUCAAGAACGCUCCGGAAAGGAAGAGAUUCUUAAAAUUGAUAAAAUGAUAAAAGAAAUCUUGAAAGAUUAUUGUGAGUAUCAGAGGAAAAAAAGAGACCUCCCGAAAGAUGAAAAAGAUGAAAAAGUCCUUCCACCAUACAUUAUUAUGUACCGUGAUGGUGUUAGCGAAUCCCAGUUUGAACGAGUGCUCAGAUUCGAACUUCCCAAGAUUAAGGAAGCAUGCGCUCAGUUCCGGAAAGGUAACAAGCCUUACGAGCCAAAGAUCAUUUUUGCAGUCGUCGGUAAACGUCAUCAUACGAGAAUUUUCCCAAUAAAUCCCCAAAGUAAAAAUGAAGCCGACAGAAAUGGAAACUGUCUUGUCGGAACUGUUAUUGACAAAAAAAUCACUCACCCCACACUUAAUGACUUUUACCUCCAGUCACACUAUGCAAAUCAAGGAACAGCGCGUCCAUCUCAUUAUACUAUACUUUAUGAUGAUAUCAAAUUAACAAUAGAUCAAUUCCAAAGCUUAAGUAAUACAUUAUGCUAUAACUUUCAACGCGCCACAUCCAGUGUCAGCAUUCCAUCACCUACGUAUUAUGCACAUCUCACUUGUGCCCGGGCGAAAAUGUAUUUAGUAUCUUCUCGUGUUAAGUUUGUUAAGAAAGAUAAAAAUGACAAACCACCACCACCAAAGUUGCUAAAGCUGCAUAGAAAUCUCAAUAAGUUCCCCAUGUAUUUUAUGUGACAUAUUAGGUUUAUUAAAAAAAAUUAUAAUUGUUGGAUAUAACAAUAUGGGGAAGUAAAAUUAAAAAACUAAAGUCAUGGUUUUUAAAUAGAUCUUCAACUUAAGUCGUGUUAUAUAAUAUUACAACAUUAAUUGC